Molecule: messenger RNA, 1077 nt
Organism: Chaetomium strumarium
Lineage: Eukaryota; Fungi; Ascomycota; Sordariomycetes; Sordariales; Chaetomiaceae
Product: Isochorismatase-like protein
Exons: 6
Coding region: 150-872 (240 amino acids)
Source: RefSeq, a predicted model, not a curated record
AAGGGUGAGGUUCAUCUGUCGCUGCUUCCGUGAUGAGGAUCCGGAUGCUCGUAUAUAAAGAGGGCUACCAACGGCACCCUCCUGCUUGUUGAGAUCAAUCCAGAGCACUCACUUCACCAACACUUUUACUCCUCUCUCUGGUCUCCAACAUGAAGUUCGCUGCCGGAAUCCUGUCCGCCACCUUUGUGGCCGGUACUGUUACUGCUGACAGCUUUGCCUACGAGAGACUGAGUAAAAAUGAAUCCAUGCUCGUGAUUGUCGACCACCAGGAGGGACUCUUCAGCCUCGCCCGCGACUGGGACGCUACUCUCUUCAAGGACGCCAUGUUUGCCCACGCAGCGAUAGGCAAAGCCUUUGGCCUGCCCGUGGUGAUGACCACUUCGGCCGAGAAAGGUCCCAACGGCCCGCUGCCGCAGGAGAUCCUCGACAUGUACCCCGACGCACCCCUCAUCGCUCGCCCGGGCGAGGUCAAUGCCUGGGACAACGCCGACUUCCGCGCUGCCGUCAAGGCCGCCAACAAAACCCAGAUCAUCCUGGCCGGCAUCGUCACUGACGUCUGCACCGCCUUCCUGGCCCGCUCGCUCCGCGCCGAGGGCUACUCGGUGUGGGCCAACUUCGAAGCCAGCGGCACGACGACCAAGGAGAUCCGCGAGAUCGCCAACGCGCAGCUGCUCCGCGCGGGCGUCAACGUCGUAUCUCUCUUCGCCAUCGUCGGCGACCUCAUGCGCGACUGGCGCAGCGUUCCCGGUGCCAAGGAGAUGUUCCCCUGGCUGGACCGCUACUUCCCCGCCGCCGGCAUGGUCGCGCGCGCCCACCGUGCCGCUAUCGAGAACGGUGUUGUCAUGCCUGGCCAGGGAGACUUGCCUCGGUAAUUAUUAAGGACGUGCUCUGCCGUAUUGAGCCCUGAUCGUCCAUAUAUUGAGGCUGGCGUGUUCAGAAAGGUUGAGCUGAGUGUGUGCGGGCCACUGGGAACUUGGAAGUGAAGGAAAGAUACGGGUUUCGGAUCUUUUGGCUCUUGAGGCAUAGCUUUCCUAUCAUGGUGACUGGAUAGAUGGGGGAGAAGGUAUAAAGCCGGUC